UUUGAGUUUUCGCUUUGUACGGUUUGAUAUUGCUGCCGCUUUUGCGAGCUGCUUACAUGCAAGUAAUUGGAGAAUUCUACUUAAACGAUUGUGUUGUGUGCGCGUUUUCGUUGCAAAGGUCUUUGUUUGUUUCUUAUUUCUACAAAUUUAUUGCCGCAAUUCUUUUGUUUGCUUAAUUCUUCAGAAGUUCUUGCAAAUAUUGUUGAAAUUGCAAGCUGUGCGCGGUGAAUCAGUGAAAUGUGCAUACGUCACGCAACAGAUGCGCCGAAAUACAACUGGAAGAAUAAGUAAAUAUAUUAGAAACUACAACAACGCAACCACCACUAAAACAUAUACAAAAAAAAAAAAGUAGUAUAAAACGCAUGAAUACAAAAUAAAGCAUUUCUUAUAAAAUAAAUUUGUUUUUACUAAAACCUAUAGUACUUUUUUAUUACAACUACUAGGAUUAUAGUAAAGAACAGAAACAAUUUUACUGAAACUGCGAUCAAAACACAAAACAACAUUCCAUAACACUGCGAGGCAGUAGAGAGAAAAAUAUAAAUUUAACUACUACCAAUCAAUAUCGACUAUUGAAAGUACAAAAGUUCCAUUUUUCAACUAAAAAAAAACCUACAUACAUACAUACAUAUAUAUGUGAGAAUAGCAUAAAGUUAUAUUAAAGAAAAAAAAUCACAAAAAAAAAUCCAAAAUGACGGAAACUAAUGCAUUUAAUAAUGACGAGAAAUCGAAACGCAGCAGACGCCACAGUAGUAGCAGCACCAUUAGCAGCGGCAGCAAAAGUGGCAGGCGACAACGCGCACAUAAACGUUGCUCCAUCAGCGCAUUCAUCGGUCAGCUGUUCUUCAAUUUCAUCAGCAAAAUCAUACGGCUCGUAUUCCAAUUGAUCUAUGGCGUUAAGGGCGAAACCAUGCCGGCCAUUACCGAUCCCAUAUUGCUCGAGUCGGCCACUUCAUUGGCGCGCAAAAUACGCAAACAGGAGCUCACGAGCGUGCAAGUUGUAGAAGCUUUUAUAUGCCGCAUUAAAGAGGUUAAUCCAAAACUCAAUUGCUGUGUGGACAAUCGCUUUGAUGACGCACUGAAAGAUGCUGCCGAAGCUGACAAACUCAUCAAGUCCGGUACACACACCGAGGAGGAGUUGGAGAAGACCAAACCGUAUUUGGGUGUUCCAAUAUCGACUAAGGACUGCAUUGCGGUGAAAGGACUCCUCCACACUGCCGGUCUGUAUGCGCGAAAAGAUGUGCACGCCACUGAGGACGCCACCGCUAUGGCGUUAAUGCGACAAGCUGGCGCCAUACCCUUCGCACUCACCAACAUCUCGGAAGUUUGCAUGUGGUGGGAGAGCAACAAUGUAGUGCACGGGCGUACAAGCAAUGCUUACGAUUCCAAUCGUAUUGUGGGCGGCUCCAGCGGCGGUGAGGGUUGCAUACAAUCAGCUGCCGCUUCACCGUUCGGUCUGGGCUCUGAUAUUGGUGGAUCCAUACGCAUGCCGGCAUUUUUUAAUGGCAUCUUCGGUCAUAAGCCAAGCAAAUUGAUUGUUUCCAAUAAAGGACAAUUUCCAAUGCCCUUCUCUGAUGAGCAAAAUUCAUUUUUGGGUAUUGGACCGAUGUCACGUUUUGCCGAGGACUUAAAACCGAUGUUGCGUAUUAUAGCAGGUGAAAAGGCAAAAGAAUUGCGUCUGGAUGAACCGGUAGAUUUGCAGAAGGUGCGUUUCUUCUAUCAGGAGAGUGACGGUGGUGGCCGUUUGGUAUCGCCGGUGGACGCUGAUCUAUUGGCAGGCAUGCAACGUACCGUACAACAUUUGCGACAAAAGGUUAAACCUGUGUCGGUGGAAAAAGUGCAGCUGGAGCAAUUUCGUCAAUCCACAAUUAUUUGGUUUGCCAAUAUGAAAGAUGAUUCCGGCUACACUUUCGCACAUCAGCUGGGCGAUCUCAAAGUGUCCAUUAAUCCCUAUGUAGAGUUGGUCAAAUGGAUAUUUGGCGCCUCCAAGCACACUUUCAUCGGUCUGCUAACCGCUAUUAUGGAUAAGACACAAGUGCAAUAUGGCUCCAGCAAAUACAAACACAUGGUGCAGAAACGUGAUGAAUUACGUGCCGAAAUGCAGGAACUCCUAGGCGAAGAUGGUGUUCUACUUUAUCCCACACAUCCCACCGUUGCACCCUAUCACAAUGAACCCAUCUUCCGUCCCAUCAAUUUCUCCUACACCGGUAUUGUGAAUGUGCUGGGCUUCCCCGCCACUGCCGUGCCUUUGGGACAACUCGGUAGUGAGGGUGUGCCUUUGGGUCUGCAAGUGAUUGCCAAUUUUAAUAACGACAGGCUGUGUUUGGCUGUGGCCGAAGAGUUGGAGCGCGCCUUUGGCGGUUGGGCGCGUCCGGAAGUAAAGGUUUAAAAGAAGUUAGAGUAGUUGUAGAAGUAUUUGACAUAUUAUAUAUACAUACGUACAUCAAAGAGAAAGUUACUUGCCGAUGUCACAAGCUAAGCUGAGAACCUUAUAUUUGUAUUGCGAAACUGUUAUACUGUGCGAAACUCUUAUACUAUGCGUGUAAAGUAAAGAAAAAAAUGUUUUUGUAAUAUAUAUAAUUUGCAUACAUACAUAUAUACGUACAUAUGAAAUAUUUUUGUGCAGAUAUAUGUAC
This is a messenger RNA of Ceratitis capitata (Mediterranean fruit fly), 2633 nucleotides long. Its product is annotated as fatty-acid amide hydrolase 2-A. Lineage: Eukaryota; Metazoa; Arthropoda; Insecta; Diptera; Tephritidae. The coding region runs from base 689 to 2386 and encodes 565 amino acids. The transcript has 5 exons. The record is from RefSeq and is a predicted model, not a curated record.